UCCUUUUGCUAUGGAGCAUGCAGCGUCCACAGCCCCCAGGCCAGGGGCUCCACAUCAGGCCAUUGAGAAUGUUGUGCUCCAACCUGAGAACUGGCAGCAAGGAGUUCCUAGGGGCCUCCCAGCAUGGGCCACCAGCCUUGAGACAGAGCUUAUGUCAGAUCUUGAGCUGAGUGAGGAGCAGCGGCUGCAGAUCUCCAAAGAGCUGGUUGACAUUCAGAUCACAACCCAUCGCCUACAAGAACAGCACGAGGCUGAAAUCUUCCAGCUGAAGAGUGAGGUCCUUUGGCUAGAAAACCGGGUGCUAGAGCUGGAGCUGCAUGGAGAUCAUGCCAGCAAGGCGCAUGCACCCCCAGCAGAGGCUGACCUAGGGCACCACCAAGCACCAGCCCAAGAGCUCAAGCACAAAGCCCAGAGCCCUAGAUGUGCCAACCACCACAGAUUCCAGUUUCAGAGAAACAAGGAGCAGCUGCAGGGAGAAGUGGAUUGGGCACUGGGGCAUCACAAGGCCCGGCAGCAGGUGCUGGAGUCACAUGUGGCAGCCCUGAGCUGGCAGCUGCAGCAAGCCCAAGAUGAGGCCAGGGCAGCUGGACAGAGACUAGCUGCACAGGCUGUGGUGCUGUCUACCUGCCAGGGCCAGCUUCGCCAAGUUGAGGCUGAGAACUCCCGGCUGCAGCUGCAGCUCAAACAGCUGAACAAGGAGUACGCCUUCCGGCUGCAGCACUGUGCUAGAAAGAUGGUGGAGUAUGCCAAUGGUGCAGGCCAGGCACCUGUACGCACAGCCCUUCGGACAUUCCUGGAGGCCACUCUGGAAGACAUUAGGGCAGCACACCACAGCCGUGAGCAACAGCUGGCCCGGGCUGCUCGCACCUACCGCAAGCAGCUAGCAGAUCUGAACCAUAGGCAAGAGGAACUGCUGACCCCCCACAGGGGCCUGGAUGCUGCAUCCUGGUCCCAGAUCCACCAGAAACUCCAGAACUUCUCCCUUGGCACUCAGGCAGAGCUGGAGCAGGAGAGGGCACAGCUGCUGGUUCGGGCCACAGUAGCUGAGAAGCAACUUUCUGAGCUACAGGAGUACGUGGACCAGCAUCUAGGCAGAUACAAACAGGAAAUCCUAAGGCUGAGGAAGCUGGCAGGUGCAAGGGACCCCUGGACAGCUGGGGCCACACCCCCAGCCAAACCCCAACAUCUGAGGACAUGCAGCCACUAGCUGGUCUUCCAGUGAGCACAGAGGAGACUCCUUUGCAGCCAACAUGGAGCCCUCCUACCCAACCCUCUGCAAAACAAGAGUCA
Messenger RNA from Otolemur garnettii (small-eared galago), 1290 nucleotides. RefSeq names its product coiled-coil domain containing 78 (gene CCDC78). Gene Ontology annotation, cellular component: cytoplasm. Lineage: Eukaryota; Metazoa; Chordata; Mammalia; Primates; Galagidae. The record is from RefSeq and is a predicted model, not a curated record. The transcript is spliced from 11 exons. Bases 11 to 1207 code for a protein of 398 amino acids.